Monoraphidium neglectum is the source of this 1233-nucleotide messenger RNA. RefSeq lists its product as hypothetical. Bases 1 to 1233 code for a protein of 410 amino acids. The record is from RefSeq and is a predicted model, not a curated record. The transcript has 3 exons. Lineage: Eukaryota; Viridiplantae; Chlorophyta; Chlorophyceae; Sphaeropleales; Selenastraceae.
AUGAAGGAGGUCCGCGAGGGCCUCUACUCGCACCCGACCGGCGCCGCCGGGCAGCACCUCUCUGACGAUGACGACGCCGCCAUCGCCGCCCUGGUGGCCGCCACGAUCGAGGCCGAGGCCGCCGCCGCCGCCGACGACUCCGCCCUCGCCAGCCCCAGCCGCGCGGCGGGGGCGGCGGGGACAAACGCGCCGUGGCGCGGCGGGUUUGGGGGCGGCGCCGGUGCAGCCGGCGCGGGUGCGGCCGCGGGCGGCGAUGAGGACGAGGGGCCCGAGUUCCUGGGGGCCCUGCAGGAGCUCGCGGCCCAGCUGGACGCCACCCCUGCUGCCGGCCAGUCGUGGGGCGACGGCGCCGCCGCCACCGCCCCCUCGGCCGCCGCGGCCGCCGCGGGCCCCACGCCGCACGCGUCGGCCGCGGGCGGCAACACAGGCGCGGGCGAGGGCGCGGGGGGCGCGGACGAGGGGGAGCGUCUUCUGGCUAUUGAGCGGGAGGUGCAGGAGCUUCUUGAGGCGACGAGCGCGGCCGCCCUGGCGGCGGGGCGGCUGACGAGCAAGAGCGACCACCAGUACCUCAGCAAGAUCCUCGGCCUGACCCAGGAGGCCGUCGACGCGAUGCAGCCCGCCAUCAGCAGCCUGCCCGCCUGGGCCUCCCGCAGCGCCCACAGCCGCAGCCCCUCCUGCGCCGCCGCCGCCGCCGCCUCGCCCGGCCCGGACUCCCCCGCCCGCGCGCCCGCCGCUGCCGCCGCCGCGGCCGCCGCUGCCUACGCGGCGCCCCCCCUUAUCUCAUUCGACAACGAUGGCGACUACUCAGAGGCAGCCGCGUCCCCCGCCAGCCUUUACAGCAGCCCCAGCCCCGGCAAGGCGGCCGCGCCCGCCGCGCACGGGCAGGCGCCGGCCGGCCCCCUCAGCCUGCUGGGCGUGGCCGCCCAUGCGGCGCCCGCCGGCGGGGCCGCGGCGGCCGAGUUUUUUGAGGGGUCGUUCGCUGCGUUGGAGGCCGGUGGUGCCCCGGCAUCCGCGGCGGAGCAGCGGGAUGAGGCGGCAGGCGCCGGGGUGGCCCUGGGCCCGGGCGUCGCCGGGGCCGCUGCCGCAGAGGUGGCACAGAGGCCGGACGGGCGCGGCGGGGCGGGGGAGGGCGUGGACGGCUGGGGCGCGGCAUCCCUGGUGGCAGGCAGCUGGGGCGGCUCCGUGGACGGGGAUGGCCCGGCGGCGGCCACCGCCAGGGAGGACUGGGAGUAG